GUGGAAGGCGCCUGUACCGGUUGAAUCAGAACGCUAGAGGUAAACAAAACUCUAGUCCGCUCCACCUAUCUGCAAUAAUACACCUUGUCGGAUGCCGCCAGUUUUAUGAUCGAUUGGCAAAGAAUAUCAACAAAGAACUGUGCACUUGUAGGUCGGGAGCUAACCCUCGGGCUCUGCUGUAUAUACCACCCUGACCGCCUUCAUCCGUAACCAUGUACCCUCGUUUGGUGAACAUUAUCGAUCAUGACGGAGGGAAUCUUAUAAGGAACAGAAGUCCUCCAUCAUGGACAUACCUGCUAUUAACCUGACACUGAACAGCGGCAUUAACCUCACCGCCAUGUUGGACUCAGUGGAACUGGACUCAGUGUGCGGAGAGACGGACACCUCAGGGGGAGGCAACUCCAGCCUAUGUAACAACAGGGCCCCUGGAGUCAGCAUGGCCUCUCCUAUUUGCAUGUUCGUCACAGGCGUUCUGGGAAACAUCCUUGCUCUCGCGGUGCUUCACACCACCGGGCGGGAACUGCGCAAGACACCCUACUUCAUCCUUCUCCUUGGUCUGGCCUGGUCUGAUCUGUUCAGUCAGCUCAUGACAUCUCCAGUUAUCAUAUCGGUCUACGCCAACAACUUGCAAUGGCACGGAGGAAAACCGCUGUAUCUACACCGCUUCGUCAUGAUUGGUUUCGGGAUCAUCCUGCCCGUGUUGGUUUGUUGCCUGUCUAUUGAACGACUGUUGGCCUUGAGAUUUACCUACCUCUACUCUCGGAUAGUGACGCUCGGCCGUGCAAAGCUACUCUUCGUACUCUGUUGGAUCUUCGUCAUUAUAUUCUGCACGGGUCCCCUCAUUGGUUUCGGUCGUUACGCCCGGCAAUUUCCAGGAACCUGGUGCUUUUUGAACUUCCACAAUGAAUCUAGCUCCGAUACGGCGUACGCCUUUACAUUCGCGCUGCUAAAUGUGACAGUGAUAGCGAUAAUUGUCUGCUGUAAUUUCACGGUUGUCAUAACUUUGCUGAAGAUGAGGAAGAGCAGACGACAGAAUGGUUCUCCGUCCGCUGUCAGGAGGAGAUAUAUUCAGCCAAAGAAGAUACUUCAGAUGGAGAUGGAAACCCAAAUGGUGUGGUUUCUCUGUGCAGUAACUGUAGUAUUCGUUGCUUGUUGGCUGCCUUUAAACGUUCACAUCGUGCUCACCUUAAGCACCGACAGUAUUGAUUACAGUGGUGAUCUCAAAGCCAUUCGGCUAGCUAGUAUUAACCAAAUACUUGACCCUUGGCUCUACAUACUCUUACGCAAGUCAGUACUUUUGAAAAUCCGGGGAUGCUUGAAACGUUUUCUUCUCUGUGGUGGUAAAGGACGCGGACAUCCUGAUGGAAGAGCAGUGGAUGCUGGCAUUGCCAGCCAGCAUGACAAUGACCUGACGUCUGGAAAUGAACUGAGCGUCCAUCUGGUAGAUACUAACUCGAACUUUACUGCACAUGUGAAAGGAAUACAGACAGUGGCUUUCAACUCACUCCUCUGA
Messenger RNA from Liolophura sinensis, 1513 nucleotides. RefSeq names its product prostaglandin E2 receptor EP4 subtype-like. The record is from RefSeq and is a predicted model, not a curated record. NCBI's taxonomy places the organism in Eukaryota, Metazoa, Mollusca, Polyplacophora, Chitonida, Chitonidae. Gene Ontology annotation, molecular function: prostaglandin receptor activity. Gene Ontology annotation, cellular component: plasma membrane. Gene Ontology annotation, biological process: adenylate cyclase-activating G protein-coupled receptor signaling pathway; inflammatory response; positive regulation of cytosolic calcium ion concentration.